Staurois parvus is the source of this 664-nucleotide messenger RNA. NCBI's taxonomy places the organism in Eukaryota, Metazoa, Chordata, Amphibia, Anura, Ranidae. The record is from the annotation of a GenBank genome assembly.
GAGCCGAAGAUGUCGGCUCGGUCAUGUGAUCAGCUGUGUCCAAUCACAGCUGAUCACAUGAGAGCCGGUAAUUGGCAUCCCUCAGAGGGGACAUGUACACUGAUCAUCAGGGCACUGAUGGUCAGUGUGCCCUGAUGAUUUGUAUAGCCCCAGCAGUGCCAUCUACCAGUGCCCUUCAGUGCCACAUCAAUGCCACAUAUCAGUGCCUACCACUGCACAUCAAUGCCACAUAUCAGUGCCUAUCUGAGCUGCCUUUCAGUGUUACCAAUCAGUGCCACCUAUCUAUGCCAAUCAGUGCCACCUAUCAGUGCCAGUCAGUGCUGCCUAUCAGUGCCGCCUAUCAGAGCCAUAUAUGAGUGCUGCCUUUCAGUGCCCAUCAGUGAUGCCUGUCAAUGCCCAUCAGUGCCGCCUAUCAGAGCCAUAUAUGAGUGCUGCCUUUCAGUGCCCAUCAGUGAUGCCUGUCAAUGCCCAUCAGUGCCACCUACCAGGCCUCAUCGGUGCCACCUCAGUGUCCACCUAUCAGUUUCCAUCAGUGCCCAUCACUGCAGCCUCAUUAGCGCACAUCAGUGAAGGAGAAAAAUCACUUAUUUACAAACUUUUAUAACAAAAACUAUUUUUUUUAAAAAAAUUUUCAGUGGUUUUUGGUUUGUUUAAGAAAAAAUAA